Messenger RNA from Grus americana (Whooping crane), 5178 nucleotides. RefSeq lists its product as uncharacterized. Bases 486 to 2309 code for a protein of 607 amino acids. The record is from RefSeq and is a predicted model, not a curated record. The transcript is spliced from 14 exons. Lineage: Eukaryota; Metazoa; Chordata; Aves; Gruiformes; Gruidae.
GUCCUGCCUGCAGUCCUGCCUGCUGUCCUGCCUGCAGUCCUGCCUGCCGUCCUGCAUCCCGCAGCCCAGCUCGGCCAGGCCCCGGUGGCACAGCAGGCACGGAGCUGGAGGAGGCUGCCUCCAAAGGCCAGAAACGCAAGCUGGACCCAGGGAAGCAGCCGCGGUUUGCAGGAUCUUGGGAACGCCGGGACCGUGGGCUGGACCUCACUGAUGCGUGGGUCAGACAGCGGCACGGUGCGGGUGCGCGGGGCACCGGCGGCAGCAGAGACGGUGACAUCUCUCCUGACACCCUCCUGGAUGGCUCCUGGGCGGCUGAGCUGGAAGGACAUCGUGCCAGGUGUCCCCAGGGUGACACCAGCCCUGUCCCACGGGAGGACCACUGCUGGGGGCUGGCUCAGCUCCUCCGCUCCCAGCCCAGCCCAGGGGACCGGAGCAGCUCCAGCUCUAUCUGCACGGAGGACUUUGCUGCCAGGUUUCAGGAGGGCAUGGUGGAGCCCCUGCUGUCCUCUGAGGAGGAGGAAGAUGAGCCCACUGGGAAUGUCCCUGCUGAGGGAGAUAAUCCUGGGCAGGAUGAGUCCUUGUUCCCCACAGAGAGAAGACUGGAUGUCCAGCAACAGUUGGUGGUGGAACGGGGCAGGCAACUUUCGCAGGGCAAGUCUCCGCUUCUGAUGAGGAGGGAGAGCCUGGAGUCUCUGGGACAGAGGAUAUCCAGGCUGAGCCAGAGUGGCCGGGGUCCCCGGCCAGCCCCCUCCAGACAGCUGGCCCUUGGCCGGGAGGUUUCUCCCCAUGGGGGUCCACGCUCUGGGGAAGACCCGUUGGUCAUUGCCUUGCUUGGUGAAGACCUGGCUCCUGGGCGUCCCUGGAGAGCCCCAGCCAUCUCUGCUGGCAGGAGCGGGGCAGGGGCAAGGAGGGGCUCUGCCAGAGGCGGUUUGCCGGGGGACAGCAGAGCUGGGACCAGGGGAUAUCCCUCCAGAAAGUCCCUGGGCCUGAGAUGGCAGGAGCCACCGGCUCUCUGGGGACGGUGUGGAGGGGACAUCACCCUUGCUGUGGAAGAUGCGGAGAAGGAAGGAGCGGGCAGCAGGCAGAGGAGAGCUCCCUGCUCGGCUCACCGUACCAACACAGCAGUGGGAGCCCCUGGUCGAUGCGGAACCUGGGCAGACGUGUCAUCCUGCCCAGGAGGAGUGGCUCAGUCCUGGUGGCAGCGUGGGAAGCAGAGAGCCGUGCUGCCCUGCAAGAGGAGCCAGGAGGGGACACGAGAGCUGGGAUCGGGUACGAAGGGGACCCGGAGCAGAGGGGACAGAGCCAGGGCUGGCCGGGCACUGCUGGCGCCCACCCAGGACGUCUGCCACUGGGACACGACGGACCUGGAGAGGAUGUCUCGGCAGGGGCAGAGGGCCUGUGCGGUCUGCUGGGAGGGGCUGGAGCAGGAGAGAAGGAAAACAUCGGCUUUGCAAGAGGAGAAACGGGAGUUACAGAAGAGGCUCCGGGAGCUGGAGCAUCGUACCCGCUCCCUCCUGCGGCAGAGGCAGGAAGCCCUGCACCAGCUCCACGUGCUGCUCCAGAAGGAGAAGGUGGACGCCCUUCAGCAGCUCCACGAGGCCCUGGAGCAGGAAAGGGCUGUCGGGAGCACCCGGCUGCGAGCGCGGCUGCGGCGGCUGGAGCAGCUCCUGAGCCACCCAUGGGAGCCGGUGGUGCCAGGGCAGGCUGGAUGGUCCCAGGCCAUGGGGACCACCUCAGUGUGCCCACGCCGGCACAACCCCCUCCCUGACAAUGCCACGGGGCAGGGCCCUUCACCGGCAGUGGUCAGCCAUGCGCUCCAUGUCCUGCGUGGCCUCCGAGAGCAAAUUCAGCAUCACCUUGGGGAGCUGUGGAAGGAGGAUGGACCCCAGGAGCCCACCAGUCAGAGGAGGAAGGAGCACGAGCAGAGGCAGCAGCGAGAGCAGCUUUGCAUGGAGAAGACAGCAGCUCUGGGAGCCCUGAAGGAGCAGCUGAUGCAGAGACGCAGUGAACAUCCGUACCUCCAUCCCACCGCCUCCCCGUCCCUGAGCAUUGUCCCUGGCCUCCAACAGCGUGGCCGUUGGUCCCUGGGGAUCCUGCACCAUUUCCAGCGUUGCAUGCAGGAGCUGCAGCUGGAGAAGACACACCAACUGGGCAGACUGGGGAACCCGACUGUCCUGGGAGGAGAGCUGGGCAUGACAGCAAGAGAGGAGGUACAGGGACAGCCUGGGACAAGGGACUCAACUUCUGCCACAGCAUCACGCAAGCAAGAGGUGCAGAGCUCCACCAGAGAACGUGCCUGGUGGGAAUAACCCUGCAGUGGGGUUUGUUUCUAACCUAGAGACCUUGGGCAGAUCCCAUCACCACCAUAAAUCUGUGUGCUAUGGGGUUAGAGAUACCAGGAUCAUUUGUUGAGGGCCGAGGGACCUGCUGGUGGGAGGGCCACAGAUGUCUUAGGGAGGCCUCUCCUGAGUUUGCCUGGAUGAGGCACAGGGUCCCUACACUCCUCUUCCCACUCUGUGGCCUCUCCUCUGCUCUCCUCAGUCUCCCAUCUCCUACCAUGGGAUGUAGCCAUGGGACACAUCUCACCGGCAGGUUGGAGGUCACAUUUCCCUUUAUGUUCCACCAAAGGGACAGAUGUUUUUAUGGGUUCUGUCUCUUUCUCAGCUGUGGCAGAGGCUCCUGAUGCCAGAUCUCAGUGGUUCCCCACACCCUAGCACAAACAGCAGGAAUGAGCACGACUGCAGGAAGAGUUGUCUCCUGUGACCAGGCCUUGGGCUGGGGCACGGAGAUGGUGAGACAUCCCUGGCUGCUGGCACUCCCUGUGCAUGCCCAGAAGGACCGGUUGUGAAGUUCCUGGAUUUUCCCCUCUCAGGAUGUUUUCCAUGGACCUUCCCAAGUGGAAGUUUCCCUUCAAGCCCCCCUGGCAGAGGUGGUGGCUGGGAACACGCAGUCCAUGUGUUAGGAGUGAUCAGUAUGGGUCCAUGCCUGCACUCCUGCACUGGGCUGUUGUCCAGGUCCAGCCAGGUGAACAUGGGAGCCCUACCAACAUCUUUGCAGCUCUUUCCUCACAUGCAGUCAGGGGCUUGGUAUGAGGGAGAGCACGAGAUGGGGUGGAGAGGUCCAUACCACAGGGGUGGUUGCAGAGAGGGGUUGGGAAGAGAUGGGGGAAGAAGAUUGGGUGCAUGGGGACGUCUGGGCUGGAAGAAGGCUUGCCUCUUCCCAGAUCAAGGUGCAGACUGGGGCCAAGAACAUUGCAAGUGCUUUCGCAAUUAGGAUGUGGGGUCAGAGCAGUAAAUCCCAAACCCACAAAACAGGGCACUGUUAAUGCUGACAAGCCUUUACCAUGGAGGUCAGUGGAGCACUACAAAUUCCAAGUAGGUCAGGGGUUUUGGUGGAAAAACAUCUUCAGAUGACAAGCCUGCAUGAAGCAGGAUCUCUUCUGAUGCCCGUGUGUAUACUGAGUGCUGUGCUGCCAGAGUCAUCCCUUUUGCACAUGCCCUAAGAGCAGAGCCGGAGUGCUCAGAGCAAAGCGUGCACCAAUCUUACUUUUUGGAAGGGAGAACAUAUGAGACGCUUGUGGAAAUAAAUUGUUUCUUUAUGGUAUCUCCUAGCAGGAAUAAUUUUGUAGUCCCAGGCACCUGCGUGUCUGCUUGGAGAGAGCAUAACAGAGGAAAGGCCACAAACCCGUUGAGAGCGUUGCUGCUCUUUCAUGUCCGUACACAGGCUGGGGAGCAGUGAGCUCCUCAGACACGUCGGGUCCCUGCCAGAUCCUGCAUCAGCAUCUCCCUAGUCACAGGGGCUGCGCGGACCAGGGCGUCCUGCGGAAAGGACAGAGUGAGGGUGGAGGGGCGGACAAAAGGGAGCACUCGUGUGAGUGGGACAAGUAAAUCAAGUGCUCCAAAGUCCCACGCCAGCCCCAUCAGGGAGUGCCGUGCUGGUGGAGCAGCACCGGGAUCCUGGUCCAGCGCUCCCACAUCCCUCGGGCACAGGGAAGCGGUGCCUCUUCUCUGCAGCCCAGGGUCACAGUGGAGCCAGGAAUCCCCUAGACCAGACCUCCAGCAAGGGAGUGACGUUCAUACUCGGGGCUCCUGGAUUUAUUUUUUACAUGCCACAUUCUGUAGUGGGGGCCCAGCCCAAGGGUUCAGCUUGGCUCGCUCCCAAGAAAGAUGCAGGGAUGCUUGGGAGCUGUUUGCCACUGGCUUCUUCACUGGGUCAGGAUUUUACCCUCUGAGGGUGAAGUUACCCCGGGCAGUGGAGCUGCUGGGAGGGCUCUGGGCACCCUCCUGCCUGUCCUCACCACCGACUGGACCUUUGCUGAUGGGAUUCAGCUCACUCACCUGGCAGACACCUGCUCUUGCUGAUUUAGGAAGAGGACUCAGCCCAGCUCAAGGUCUCUAUACAGUGGCAUAGAGAUGCUCAAGAUAAUUUAGGAGGGGGUUGUCCUGGAAAAGAAGAGGUCCUGCUCCUCUGCUAUCCCUCUCCUCUUCUCCAUGUGAGCUGCACACUCCUUGCCGUGGUUGUCUGUCCACUCUGGGAGCAAAUUCUGCUGGGUGAGGGUAUCGGAGAAAGCUGGCAGGCCCAGUUUUUACCUCUGUUAAUAAGCUGGUUCUGUGAAGUGCCUGAGCAAGCGCCAGGGACAGGGCAGGAGUGCAGAGCUAGGAAGAUGCCAGUAGCACUGCUGGGGCACUUGCAUUUGGGGGAGUGUUGGACCGUUUCAUGGGAGCACUGCUUUUCCCACGCACAAUUUACAUGAAUCCUUUUCUCCCUGGGCAUCGAGGCUUCUGCAGGGGCCGCAGUGAAUCCUGAGUGUCACAGUUACAGGUGUUGCGUGAACUUGCAAUGAAUGCAAUUGGAAAGCUUCUGCAAAUUCCUCAUUUAAAAGUGCUGUGUGGUUGUGACGGCUCUUGAAGCUGGCAAGUGCCCUCAGGCAAGCAGGAUCCCGCUGCACAGCCAGGCUGGGAUGGUUGCAGGCAGAAAUGUGUAAUGAAAAAACCAACAGGGAAUUGUUCUGUUUAGAUGCUUUCAUUUAAUUUUGAAAAGGAGAAGCCUAUUUCUCAGUCUCUACACAUCUUAUUGGAAGAAUGCUGGUUUUAAUUUGCAAGAGAACGUCCGAGGAGAGUUUCUCCAUGUGCAAGGGGGAAAAUGAGAAUUUCUUGCAGUACUUUAUUACUAUGCUCC